CUUCUUAACACUUCGUCUGCCUGGGACUCAGUCUGUGUCUCUGUGACUCUAACAAGCUGACAGCUCUGCUCGGUUAAAAUAACAUCAGGAUCCUGCAGCCAACAUGGAUGCUGAGAAGAGAUUGUCUGCGAGGCGUAAGCAUACUCUGAAGAGCUGUAUGCUGGUGGUGGCGAAUAAUCUGUUGGAGGCUGAAGCAGGAGUGAAGGCCGAUGAGAGGGAGAAGUUCCUGGCCGAUAAAUGUCCUCCUAUCGAGCUGCCGUACUCCAAGGACGAGCUCCUGGAGCUUUGCCAGAAACUUCAUGAGCAGAUUGACAUCAGUGAGGAGGAGAGAUACUCCAUAGAGUUCAAGCUGAACAUGGUUCUUAAUGAGGUCCGAGAUCUCAACAUAAAGAUUGUGGAUCUGAGAGGAAAGUUCAAGAGACCUCGGCUGAAGAAAGUGCGUAUGUCUGCUGACGCCAUGCUGAAGGCUCUGCUGGGCUCCAAGCACACAGUCAACAUGGACCUGAGGGCCAACCUGAAGCAGGUCAAGAAGGAGGUGAAAGAGGAGGACAAGCAGCUCCGCGACGUGGGAGACUGGCGUAAGAACAUUGAAGACAAAUCUGAUAGGAAGAAGAUGUUCGACAGUUAAACGUCGUCUGUCACUGACUGUUGGGCUUCAGAGUGAUUUUCAGGACAGAGUUCAGGUCUAAUGUCUUUGUAACUGAAGAGUUUUAUUCCAAAAUACUGCACAUCCACCUGCUUUUAUUGAACAGAUUGAUGCAUGACAGUUGCGGAGGUUAUACUGGUAAAAAAAAAUGUGUGUUUUAAGCUUCUGGUGCAGUAAGUGAUGAAUGGCCUUCAUCUCCUCAAUUGGUUCACAACUUUUUGAAAGUGAUGAUCAACUGUGCGAACACGGGAUUUAUCUUCAUACUUACCCGUUAUCCUCAUAUGCUUGCUUCAAAGCCUUGGUGUCACCAGCUGUUUUUAAUUUAGGCAACUAAAAACAGUAGAAACAUCAAGAGUCGAGUUGCACAGAUUUGUACUUUGCAAAAUCUGUGAUGUGAGUUGAGACAGAUAGGGCAGGGUUGGGUUGUUUGUGUUUUUUUAGCCCUGUAGUUUUUGGAUGUCUCAUUUUGGAAUAAAACUCUUCAGCUGAAUUGAAGUUGCCUUCUGCUUUUGCCUGUGUUGACACUGUACUGUGAUGUAUUUGUACUUUAUGUGCCGAUGUCAGUUAGCACGGGUAGUGAAUUAAACCUGCUUGUGUUCUGUAAAGGCUGAGUUACACUUCUGCAUCAAAAUGUCACAAUGUGCCUUCCUCAAACCUUCACUAAGAGCGUUUCUAUCGCACAUUUUCAAUUUCCGCAUUGAAAAAAAAUUUGCGGAAAUUUGAAGAAAAGGUUUUUUUUGAGGUUUAAUUGAAGAUCUUUUAAUUACUUCAUCUCGUUGUGUUCUCCUUGUAUCUCAAUAGACACACAGUCAUAGAAAUGUAUUCGUCUCAAACAAUUUCCAGUUCACUGCCACUGUAAACUGAUGCGUAUCAGGAAGUGAACAUGAUUUUUCUUUUUCUUCAGGAGUGAAUCUAAAAUCCAGAAAAAGAGAGAAAAAAUCAUGUUAUUUUCACCAUCUUUUACUUUGGAGUGUUGACUAAGCAGAAUUAUAGUGAUUCAAAUUGGUAAACCCUCAGAAUAGUUUUACGUUUAUAUGACUGUAGCUUAGCUUAGCGUAACAAGCUAACGUUCAGUAAUGGAUCAAAUAAAGCAAAAAGCCAGUCACAAACCAGAAAACAAAACUCACCUGCUGGUGACUGUAACUUCACAUUGCAGAAGUGUAAUUCAGUUUACAAUCUGUACUGAACAACAUCAUGUCAUCUUUUCUAAACUGUCUAAACCGAAAUGUGAUCGACUUUUCUCCUCGUCUUGUUGCUGUCACAUUAAAUAUGAAAGCUUCAUGUUCA
This is a messenger RNA of Seriola dumerili (greater amberjack), 1933 nucleotides long. RefSeq names its product troponin I, fast skeletal muscle-like. Lineage: Eukaryota; Metazoa; Chordata; Actinopteri; Carangiformes; Carangidae. Gene Ontology annotation, cellular component: troponin complex. Bases 104 to 628 code for a protein of 174 amino acids. Gene Ontology annotation, biological process: muscle contraction. The transcript has 7 exons. The record is from RefSeq and is a predicted model, not a curated record.